Molecule: messenger RNA, 2225 nt
Organism: Chenopodium quinoa (quinoa)
Lineage: Eukaryota; Viridiplantae; Streptophyta; Magnoliopsida; Caryophyllales; Amaranthaceae
Product: putative kinase-like protein TMKL1
Exons: 2
Coding region: 508-1635 (375 amino acids)
Biological process (GO): protein phosphorylation
Molecular function (GO): protein kinase activity; ATP binding
Source: RefSeq, a predicted model, not a curated record
UAGCGGUUUUCCAAAAUAAACCGCUACAUUAAAUAGCGGUUUUUUGUAAACAAACCGCUACUUCAAGUAGCGGUUUUAAACUAAAAAACCGCUACUUGAAGUGGCGGUUUAUUGCAAAGAAACCACUACUUGAAGUAGCGGUUUACCCUGGACCGGAAAAAAAAAAAAACCGGUUUUUUAACCAGUGCUUACGUGGACGGUAAAAUGGAAAUUCUUAAAACUUUGGCUGCAAUUUGGGAAUUGCGGUUCUUCUUGACCUUAAUUUGGGAAAGAGCUCCAAGAAAAAAUGUCCCUACUUCCGCUAUCAAUUCAAGGCUAUCAUAAUCAAUACAGAAUUCCCAGAUCAUAACACCCUUUUCUACCUUUUAUGGCCUACUCUUUAAACUCACCCCACACUUCCACAUUCUUUAACAAAAUGUGAUUUUGCAUUUGCAUACUCAUUCUUCAACACUUUACCUCUUUUUUUUUUUUUCUUUUUUCUCUCUCUCCUAAAAUUACAAAAAAAAAAUGAAACACACCCAAAUCCUCAAAUUCUUAUUUCUACUAAUCCCAUUAACUAUCAUCAUCAUCUUCAUACUCUUUAUUUGCUUGUUCAAGAGAAAAAACCCAGAAAAUCAGAAAGAAGGCGGUGAAUCUAGUGAUGACCCAGAAUUAGGAAACAUAAUUAACAGUAUUAGUAAUGAUGAGGGGUUGAUGUGCUUCGAAGGGGGCGAAGAUCUGACCGUUUCUGACAUUUUAGAUGCACCUGGUGAAGUAAUUGGAAAAUCAAGCUAUGGUACAUUGUACAAAGCUGAUUUAUUUAGGAAAAAUAAUAAUUGUAAUUCAGUUUUGUUGCUUAGAUUUUUGAGACCUGCUUGUAGUGGGACCAUUAGAGAAGUAAUUCCUGUAGUGCAUGCAAUUGGUUUGGUCAGGCAUUCUAAUUUGGUCCCUCUUAAGGCUUUUUAUAUGGGCCCCAGAGGUGAGAAGCUUUUGGUUCAUCCAUUUUAUGCUCAUGGAAAUCUUGCUCAAUUUAUUAAAGAUAGCAACAAUGAGUCCUACAAAUGGGAUGUGAUUUAUAUCAUUGCCCUCGGUUUAGCAAAGGGAGUGGCUUAUCUUCACACAGGAUUGCACAAACCCCUAAUACAUGGCAAUCUCAAGUCCAAAAACGUAUUAUUGGGGCCAGAUUUUCAGCCAUAUAUAUCAGAUUACAGUCUUUAUCUGGUCUUGAACCCAACAGCAGGACUAGAAAUGCUCGAGACUUCUGCAGCUCAGGGCUAUAAGGCUCCUGAGCUGAUGAAAAUGAAGGAUGUUAAUGAAAGUACUGAUAUAUACAGUCUUGGAAUACUCUUGCUAGAAUUGCUUACUGGCAGAGAACCUAUUAGUGUAAACUCAUCAGACUCACAGGAAUAUUUCUUGCCUAAUGUCAUCCGAACUGCAAUUUUGGACCAUCGGAUCAAGGACAUGUAUCAUCCCAACAUUGUAUCUAAUCAAACAGGAAAACAAAGGCACAGGACAGAAGAUCGUGCCCUGAAGCUAGUUCAGCUUGCAAUGUCUUGCUGUUCUGCAUCGCCUUCUCUUAGACCACCAGCAAAUGAAGUCCUAAGGAAAAUUGAGGAAAUUGGAAAGGAACCAGCUUUACAACACAAAAGAACUUGACACAGGGAUGUGGCACUUAUGAUUGAUGAAUGAUUAACAUCAUAUUAUGGCAAUUUUUUCAUUGUCAUAAAAAUCGGCGCAUGCCGGGACAGGGACAACAAAGAUCUUGCAGUAGGGAAAGUUUCUGACUUUUGAUGAAUCUAGUGUGCCCACAAUCUUAACAAAGUUGAAGGUUUGAGUCAGAUGGCAAAGAAAUCCAUUGGAAUUUGUGCUCAGGCUGCUGGAAUUUCCAGGAUUUAUUUAAUUGCCUAGUAUCAGGGAAACAUGGGAUGCUGGAUUUUAUUGGGGCCCUCAUAAUGAUCUUCUUGUCUGGAGAUUACCCAAGAAUUUGGCUAAGGAAAGCUCAACAAGAUCUUGCUAAUGAUGAUGCUUAACAGAAUGAUUUUUGCUCAAUUCUUUUUUUAAGGGGUGGGGAGGCAAAGCCUGCAUUGUAUUUUUUGUGGGAUGUAGAUAUUUAUACUCAACUCGAACUAUCCAAAUUCGAGCAAUGAAGUAAAUUCUUGUACAACGAAAGCAUAGGAAACUCGAAUUAUGUUGUAAAAUGUUACUCUAUAGUAGUUUAAAUCUAUGCUGAUCAUUUGAAUCUCUCA